CAUCUGAGGUUAUAUAGCAGAAAGAGGCAGCCAGAGUAAGUCAAAUGUAAAUGCAAAGCGGCUCCCCUCAGGUACGAGUACAUGCUGAUGUCUCAGCCCAUUAGGUACGCAGCUUCUUCAUGCAUUAAACUGGCUCGCAUCAUGCAUAAGUUGUGGAUGAUGUUUUGAAAAGUUUGAGGGAUAGAUAUCUAUUUAAUCCAUUGGUGUAUCUCGAAAUAUGUGAAUUAUUUAUCUGCACAGGCGAUCUUGAUGGAAGCUAUGUCGCCUCAGCAAGAUAAUUUGGGACAGAGUCGUUCUUCUUCUUUGCACGGGGAGUCCAACAUUCCUGGAUUAUCGGAAAGCAAAAAGAAGAUGAAGACUCUGUCCCAAAGAAGGCAGUCAGCACCUUCCCUGGUUAUCAGCAAAGCACUUAAGCCCCGAACAGUCACCAGAGAAGCCUGCCUGUCACCCAUUAGUCCAGAGUCAUGCCCCCUUGUCCAGUCAUUCAUUUGUCAAACCAGGGAAUUCAUUAUGGCGGACUAUGUACAACUCAGGAUGGGAUUACAAACGCAAGAACGACACCUCUUCCUUUUCAGUGAUCUUCUAGUCAUUGCCAAAUCAAAGUCUUCACACUUUAAGCUGAAGAACAAUUUGCGGAUCUGUGAGAUGUGGACAGCUUCCUGCCUAGAUGAAGUCUGUGAAAGCAACCCAAACCCAGACAGGUCAUUUGUCAUAGGCUGGCCAAUUACCAACUAUGUAGCCACAUUUCGUUCUACAGAAGAGAAAGAAAAAUGGCUGUCAGUUCUCCAAAGACGAAUUAAAGAAGAGAAAGAAAAGGACCACCCAGAAAGCAUUCCACUGAAGGUUUUUGCAAAGGAUCUUGGGAACUGUGCAAGCUCAAAAAUCCUGACAGUGACAAAUGAAGACACAACCCAUGAUGUCAUUAAAAUGGCUCUUCAAAACCUCGAGAUCAGUGGUUGUAUAAAAGACUACCAGCUCUGGGUCAAAUCAGUGAAAGAAGAUGCUCCUUAUCCACUUAUCGGACAUGAAAACCCAUUCAGCAUUAAAAUGAACCAUAUUCGAGAUGCAACAGCCAGGACACCUGUCUCAAAGGAGUGUGUCUUCUCUCUGGACCUCAGUGGAUCACCUUUAAUGGAGCAGUUUCCCCAGGAUUUACAGUGUCAGUUUAUCCUCAGACCAAGCUGUCUGGCUCCAUCCCACCAAGCAACAGAGUCCAGCCAAAAAUCAUUUAAAAGAAGACGAUCUAUUAUAAAUUGGACAUUUUGGAGGGGCUCAAAUGCACCACUAGACAGUAUGGCAUUGUCACCAACAUCUCCAGUGCCUGGAAGGCUGUUUGGCCUGCCACUGUCAACCAUAUGUGAAAAUGACACUCUUCCCAAACCUGUAAUAGAUAUGCUUAAUAUUCUGUAUCAGGAAGGCCCAUUCACCAGGGGAAUAUUCAGACGAUCUGCUAAUGCAAAAUCAUGCCGAGAGCUGAAGGAGAAACUGGACUGUGGAGCUGAAGUGCAUAUAGACUGUGAAUCCGUAUUUGUGACAGCUGUUGUGCUAAAGGAUUUUCUUCGUAACAUACCAGGCAGCAUCCUUUCUUCAGAAUUAUUUGACAAAUGGAUAGCUGCAAUGGAUUAUGAAAGUCAUGAAGAAAAGCUGCAAGAAAUUCAAAGGCUAACAGAGCUGCUUCCAAAACCCAAUAUUCUUCUCUUGCGACAUCUCUUUGGGAUUUUGCACAGUGUAGAACAGCAGAGUGUGGACAAUCAGAUGAAUGCCUUUAAUCUGGCAGUAUGCAUUGCUCCCAGUUUGCUCUGGCCUCCUGUGCCAACUAGCCCUGAAACACAAAGUGAAGCAGUAAAAAAGGUAUCCAUAUUUGUACAAUUUCUGAUUGAAAACUGUUGUCUGAUCUAUGGAGAAGAUAUCGCAUCCCUUUUUGAAGAUGUAAUUUCAAGACAAUCAGAGAUCAGAGAGGAUGGAUCAGACCCUUCUUCAUUUCCACUGAAUGACUCCUCAUAUGAUAGCCUUGAAAAUGAAUUGAAUGAUGAAGUCGAUUCCCUUUGCGCUAAUCUGGUUCAGAAACAUCAGGAAGAAAACAGAAGCAGGGAUUCUGUCCUGACCCUGAGUGACUGUGAUUUGGAUCAGAAUGAAGUUGAAGAGGCUGAAAUUAAAACAUCUAAAUCAAAAGCAGCCAAGAUUUUUAGUGGCUGGCAUCACAAAACGUCACUGAAAGAGCAUCCUAAGAAAGAAGGUGUCACCUCAAACUGUUCAUUACGAUUCUCAGAUGUUCUCCGAAGGUCUAGACGUCGCAGGCGCUGUUCUGAGCCUACCAUAAGUCUCUUAGCUUCACAAUUUAGUCACUUAUGUGAACUUCAUGAUCCUAUAAGCCGUAAGACCAGUUGUGACGCGGCAAUAAGCCAUACCGAUGUGAACUGUCUGAAGCAGCUUCGUACAUUACAGAUUGAGGGUCAGAAACUUAUUAACCGUGCUAUAACUAUGGGUAUUGAUUUAAGCAAGACAAAUGAUGCAAAGCCUGCAGAUAGCAAAAAUGACCAGUCAGUCAGCAGUAGACUACAGCCCCCUCCCCAUCUAAGUUUAAACAUUGCUGCAACUAAUAGUUGUUCCAGUUUGUCCUCACCUGGCACAUCUCCAUCAGGUUCAUCUGUGAGCUCAUUAGACAGUGCAUUCUCUCAGUACUCUGACUAUUCAGUAUUCACGCCACCUGAAAUGUCUCCUUCCCCUAAUUCAGCAUGCAUCCCAGAAAAACAUGAACAAUCUUCUGGUGAGAGCACUACAGUGCACUUUUUUGACCAGCUUUCACCUAGCCAACCUUCUGCUCCAAGGACCUGCUCAUCUCCUAAGGAACUAAAAAGGAGAUCCUUUUCAUUUGGCAAGGACAAUAAUGACUGGCCUUUUCAUAAAACCCCAGUCACUCUCCAUCCAAAUACAUGGUUAAAAAAUGGAGCUACUACAAUGAAAAACUGGGCACUUAAGACAAAAGACAAAGAAAUGAAACAUGAAGAAAAAAGGAGAAUGUCAUCAAAGACAUCAGUUUCUGACUCAAAACUGAAAUCCUGUAGUCCACAGGGAAGUGAUAUGCCCUCUAAUGAACAAGGGCAAAUGACAAAUGCUCCAGGAGCUUCAGAAAAUACACACAGCAUUAAGAAUGGCAAGAAGCAUCAGAGUCCUCACCAAGUAGCUUUCCAUCAAGAAAAAACUCCACUUAAUCAGACUAUUCCUAAAGAAGAAGUAAUAAGCAGAAAGUCCUCAAGGACAGCAGUUCACCAGGAUAUCUGCAAUAAAAAUGGAGAACAGUGUGUAGAGAGUUCCAUACCUUGCACAUCUACCUUUCUUACUGAGGAAAGCCAAUUAUCAGAUUACAAAAAUGAAGCAGAGGUUACAACGAGUGAGUUAACUGGGCAAAAUACUGACUUAGGGGUACCACAAACUCUUUUCUUUGGGCAACAUAUUUCUCUUUGUUCGUCAGUAUCUAAAAUGCAACCAUCUCACUCAGUGAUAUUAACAGAGGAUAACUCUGAACAUUCUGUGGUUCAGAACUGUCCAGUACCAACUCAUGGUACAUGUAAGGGAGUUCCACAUUCCACUGAUGGAAAUAUCCUUAAAGUCCAGUCUACUAAGGAAACACGUGAUAAAGAAGGCAGGAGUGGUGAAAAAAAGGGAUGUCAGUCUGUAAACAUAGCUAGCAGUAAUGCUUGUCCAAAAGCCAUAGCUCGGCAUUCUAAAACUAUAUUUUCAUUGUCUCCUAAAGUGAAAAAAGCAGUUAAAGACUAUUUCACAGAGACUAAUGCAACUAACAGCUUAGAAAAAACUGAAGAAGUGACUAAUGCAAUGCUUCAGAGCAAAAAGGAACGGCAGCAAAGACAGUGUAAUGAGUCAAAAUUCGAAGAGUUGGAUCAAAUACUUUUUGCAGAAGAAUCUUAUGUUUAAGGCAGUUAAAUUACAUGACAGUAGUAGGUUUGAGUCUUUUUUACUGUGGGAAUUCUAGGAAUGUUUCCAUUGCAGUACUGUAGUGCUGUCCAUGCCAAAAACACCAAAUGGAUACUCCUGCUGCAAAGAAAAAAAUUCCCAUAGUUUGUUGGACCAUGGGAGAAUGUAUUGAGGUGAAAAGGUUGUUGCAGUUGUUUUUGUUGGUAUACAGAAUGUGUGAUACACCUUCUGUGAUGGCAACAACAGAGGAGUUCUCGCAUUAGGACAUGAAAAUGAACAUGUUGCAGUCAGUGCCAAUGUGCCGAUACCAGUACUGUUCUAAUGGCACUGGGCUCAAUAGCGCCAGCUUCCUGGCUUCCCCACACAUGCUGCUGUUUCACUUUAACAUAAGACCAGUAAAUGUUAGAUGUAGUGACUUCUGAAUCAAAAGUCCUACAUCACUUCAACAUUUGUACAACUUGAUUGUUUACUUAAAAUGUAAAUUAUGAUCUUUUUCUGCUUGUUUAUUGUAAAUAGUAAUGCACAUUUCUUCAGCCAAAACACAUACAUAAUUUUAUGAGAAUUACAUUUUAAAACACUUUGUAAUAUAUUUUUAUUUAAAAAAGUCUAACAAAAUGCUAAAGUUCACGUGCUUUAUUGAUAUGUAUAAAUGUGCUAGUAAAGUGUGCUAUUAUAUAGUAUACUGUUAUAUUAAAUGAAGUGUAUUUUUGUACUAGGAAGAGUUGCACUGCCGAUGUUAAAAUGUUUAUUGUUUGUUUAGGCACUUUUGUACUUUGUGUUAUGUAUAUCAGCAGAAAUAAAGUGAAAUAUAUAUCAUUCACCAGAAAGAAGUCAGUAACAACA
Molecule: messenger RNA, 4776 nt
Organism: Protopterus annectens (West African lungfish)
Lineage: Eukaryota; Metazoa; Chordata; Ceratodontiformes; Protopteridae
Gene: ARHGAP20
Product: Rho GTPase activating protein 20
Exons: 15
Coding region: 250-3933 (1227 amino acids)
Biological process (GO): regulation of Rho protein signal transduction; signal transduction
Molecular function (GO): GTPase activator activity
Source: RefSeq, a predicted model, not a curated record